AAAACUGCUGGAUUUGAUCCGAAGGACUGGUACGACAGGUGAAAGUAACUCCGCUCUGUUGAUAGGACCAAGAGGAUGUGGCAAGUCCAUGCUGAUAGAAAAUGUUGUCGAGGAACUGAUGACAAAUCAAGAGAUCAAAGACAACCUUCUACAAGUUCGUCUCAAUGGCCUAUUACAGACGGAUGACAAGAUAGCACUAAAGGAGAUCACCCGACAGUUACAGCUGGAGAAUACAGUCGGCACCAAAGUGUUUGGAUCCUUUGCAGAGAAUCUUCAAUUUCUACUGGAUGCUCUGAAGAGUGGUAGCCACAGUAGUAAACCUAUUUUGUUUGUCCUCGACGAGUUUGACCUGUUUGCCCACCACAAGAACCAGACACUGCUAUACAAUCUGUUUGAUGUGGCACAGUCAGCCCAGGCCCCUGUCUGUGUCAUCGGCCUCACAUGUCGAUUGGAUGUUGUUGAGCUGUUGGAGAAGAGAGUGAAGUCACGAUUUUCACACCGACAGAUCCAUCUAUUUAACAACAUCACACUAGGGGACUACACCAACCUCUUCAUCACAUAUCUCAGUCUCCCCGAUGACUUCACAGACAGGAAGUUUGUAAAGGCUUGGAACCAACAUAUUCAGGAGCUGGCCUCUGAUCAGACCAUACAAGGUGUCCUCCGACGACAGUUUGAGUUCAACAAGGAUGUCAGGACACUACAGCAGCUUCUGAUGUACCCUGUAUGUUGUGUAAGUGAUACUCAUCCAUUCCUUGUUCCUGCUGAUUUUGUUGAUGGUAUGAAGAUGCAGUCCACUGACACCAAGUCAGCUAUGCUUCAUGGAGUUUCAAUCCUCGAGCUCUGUCUCAUCAUCGCUAUGAAGCACCUGACUGAAAUUUACGAUGGUGAACCAUUCAAUUUUGAAAUGGUCUACAGUGAAUACCGAAAAUUUGCCCAGAGGAGGUCAUCCAUGCAAGUUUACGAAAAAGCAGUUGUGUUGAAGGCAUUUGAACACCUGAUUGCAUUAGAGUUAGUGAAGACAAUAGAUGGAGCUGGGUCUCGGGUACAGAAGGAAUAUCGCCUAUUGUCGCUGCUCGUCCAUCCCUCACAGAUUCUGGAUGCUCUGCAAAAAUACCCAAACUGUCCAACAGAGGUCAAACAGUGGGCCCAGUCGUCCGUCAUAUAACAAAGGGAAUGCAGUUUAACAUGGAUAUUUAUAUAGCUGAACAGUCGGCCCAUAACUACAACAUUUAGUCGAUAUGUGGGCUCACUCUCCUCAGACACUUACAGGAAUAAUGCUGAACAGUAAACUUGUCACAUACCUAGGGGAUAAACAUAGCGUAGCAGGUCUAUGUUACCACCAAACACCAGCUGUACCUGUAGGAAUGUUUGAUUAUAGUGUCAUUGACUGUUUACUGCUGUGUCAGGGUAGCAUCUGAGAAAUAAAGAGGUUUGCAUCUUUCUUGUACAGAUAUGCAAACACACAACAAUGUGGCAUUGUAUCACAAAUAGAAACAAUCAACUGGAAUGUUCAAGCAACAUUUCUGGAGACUGAAAACAUUUCUGACAUUGAAGACUGAAAGUCAAAAAAUACAGAAAUGUGCUAUUUAUAUGAGAUAAACAAGGUUUUGAAACAGAAUUUUCGUGUUAGUGAAGUCAUCCAAAUUGAAGGAUUGCUCAAAGUUGGAGAUAAUCAUAGCCUUUAAAACUGUAGCAAGGCAUUUACGAGUCAUUAAAAAGGAAUAACCAGGACACAAAAA
Molecule: messenger RNA, 1739 nt
Organism: Pecten maximus
Lineage: Eukaryota; Metazoa; Mollusca; Bivalvia; Pectinida; Pectinidae
Product: origin recognition complex subunit 4-like
Biological process (GO): DNA replication; DNA replication initiation
Cellular component (GO): nucleus; nuclear origin of replication recognition complex
Molecular function (GO): DNA replication origin binding; ATP binding; ATP hydrolysis activity
Source: RefSeq, a predicted model, not a curated record